AUGAAGGGAGAUGGGCAAUGGACGGAGCAGAAAAAACAAUGGUUGUUUUGCAUCGCUGUGCAUGCAUGUGCAAUGCAUGCGAUCGCCAUCAGAUUGGCCGCAUUUAAUAUUUCCGCUGCGGCUGCCUCAGUAGAGUGGUAUGAAAUGAUCGCAUUGAAUAAGGAUCAUAUUGUGUGUACGAAAAAUAAGGGACUUCCCCGGGAAUCGAGCCCUGGUGUGGCUUUCGGAGCAAAAAUUAGAGUGGGGACCAAUAUCGCGAGGGAUAUGAUAGCUGAGAUGGGAUGGCGCAGACAAUCAAUCCCGAUUAUUCGUUCAGAUUCGUACCGACACUUUUGUUAG
Molecule: messenger RNA, 339 nt
Organism: Loa loa (African eye worm)
Lineage: Eukaryota; Metazoa; Nematoda; Chromadorea; Rhabditida; Onchocercidae
Exons: 2
Coding region: 1-339 (112 amino acids)
Source: RefSeq, a predicted model, not a curated record